Messenger RNA from Thlaspi arvense, 573 nucleotides. Lineage: Eukaryota; Viridiplantae; Streptophyta; Magnoliopsida; Brassicales; Brassicaceae. The record is from the annotation of a GenBank genome assembly.
AUGGCUGGGAUAUUCACAUUAGGAGGAAACAACAACAACAACGGAGACGAAGAAGAAGAAGAAAACCAACAACAACAAAAGACAAAUUGGGUUUGGUAUAGAAACACAAACACCAGCAAUAUUAAUCCAAGCUCGAGCCUAUGGCAGAUUCCACAAGAGCAGCAAAUGCUCAUGCAUCAUCAUCAACCACAUCCACAGCAACAAAGCUUAGAUCUUUAUCCAGGUCAUCAGAUCGACGUCUCUGAUUUGGCCACAUCAUCAAGAUCUAUCACCAUAAGCUGUCGAGACUGUGGAAACCAAGCCAAGAAAGACUGCACUCACAUGCGUUGCAGGACUUGCUGCAAGAGCCGUGGAUUCGAUUGUUCCACUCACGUGAGGAGUACGUGGAUCCCCGUUGCGAGACGCCGUGAGAGACAGCAGCAGCUUCAUAUGUCCACAUCUGGAGGCGGCGGCGGAAGCGGCAGUGGAGGUGGCGGUGGUAGCGGCGGUUCGAGUAUCACUAAACGCCAUAGGGACACUACUCUUCCGGGAGCAUCCUCAUCUCGCUUACCAUCCGACUCAGCAGGUUUUUAA